Neltuma alba is the source of this 978-nucleotide messenger RNA. RefSeq lists its product as uncharacterized. Lineage: Eukaryota; Viridiplantae; Streptophyta; Magnoliopsida; Fabales; Fabaceae. The transcript is spliced from 4 exons. Bases 126 to 680 code for a protein of 184 amino acids. The record is from RefSeq and is a predicted model, not a curated record.
UGAGCCGUGUCUGUCUGUGCUCUUUCUUAUCUCCUUUUUCUCUCUCGAGUUUUUCAUUCGCUUCAUAAAAGAGGUUUUGGAAGAAGGGAGGAGGAGGAGGAGAAGAAGAAGAAGGGAGGCCAAUCAUGGGUUCUUCCUCGCUAUCUUCUUCCUUUCAGAUUUCAUCCUCCACUAACUUCUCCAUUUCUCCAAAACCCUCCAUCCCUCAUCACAGAUUUCUUAUCAGAAUGCCCACAAGACCCAUUGGUUGUUCUUGGUCUUCUUCGUCUUCUUCUUCUUCGCCUUCUCAUGGAAUUCUUCGGAAGUCUCUUCCUUUAGCUGCUUCAAUUGCUAUCCUCCUCUGGUCGACCCCUGCAUAUGCAGGGCUAAUGUCAGGAUUCUCAGGAAUAGAAUCUGUUCCUGGCCCUCAGCUUCCUCAAAUCGACUUUCUGAAUCGUCUAAACGAAGAAAACCAGAAGAAAUAUGCUGAGUUCGAUGAAAGAUUCAAGUCUUCUCCCUUGCUGAAAAAGCUGCUAGAGCAAUCCAAGUUGAACAAAGAAAAGAACCGACGAGAGAUUCAAGACAAGUACUGUAUACGCGGCGCGGAAUGGGGAGUAGGGGAUUGUUCAGCAGAAGGAAUGUCUCCAGAUGAGAGGGACAAAUUCAUAGCCAUGUUGAAGCAGAAGGCUGCAGAAAAGUAAAAGUGAUGGAAAUUUUCUCACACACAACUUUGCCUUGUACUAUUAUAAUUCACCCUUGGUAAAGAAACUGCAAGCCCAAAUUUGUCUUUCAUACUUCUGUUAGAUGUUCAAACUCUCCCUAUAUGUAAUUGAGAAAGAAGGACCUCAUGGAUCUGGUUUUCUUCUUUCUGAUAUAGAUCUUUUUCGGGAGGUUCACUGGUUUGUGCUGUCCUUUUGGUUGUAUCUCUCACUUUGGUUAUGUUCUAGACAAGAAAUUAGUCAUUUAUCUAUAUUCAUAGUUCAUUGGUGCAUUGUUAAA